ACCAGCAACAAGUGCUGCUCAGUGACAUCAGCUUGGGUGGCUCCAGCCAUCCUGGCCUUAUGUGCCGCACGAUGAUGUCACAGUGCCCACACAAGUCCUCACAGUGACACCUGAGCAUCUCCCAGCAGAACGCCCGGGCAGUGCCGGUGGAUUUCCCUUGCCAGCAGGCAGGGGAUAGAUUGCCUUGGUGCACAAGUGGCUGCACACUCAAUCUUUGGUCCAAACCAGAGAGGAAAAAUGAAAAUGGAGGCAUCAGUAACAGAAACAGCUUCUGUUCCUGAGCCGGUGGGGCUGCUUGAGACCUCAGCCUCUGCCUUCAGUCAUCCGCAAGGACAGGACCCAGCAGCAGCUGGCAAUGCUGCUGGAGCAGCAACAGUGGAAGAACAGGACUCAGAAAUGGUUCUGGUUGAGGAGGAAACCAAAGGUUUACAUCUGAGUUCCUCUCAGGAGAGCACUGGCCAAGCCAGUGUCUUCCCAUCGCUCAGCUUCCCACAAAAACUCUGGGUACUGGCAGAAAGUGAGAACGUGAAGAGCAUUUGGUGGGGUCUCGGAGGAAACUGCCUGGUGAUCGAGGAAGAACUGUUUCUGGUGGAAGUCCUGGCCAAGGAAGGACCUGUGAAAGCGUUUGGCUGUACAAGCAUGAAAAGUCUUGUUCGCCAGCUCAACCACUAUGGCUUCACCAAAGUUUCACGGGCUGUAGAAAGAUCUCCUUCCCUUCCUGAGUUUCUUGCUGAGGAAGAAGUGUUUGCUAGUAAUAGGAAAUUACUGCUGUACUCCAGCCCAUUCUUCAGGAGACAUUACCCAGAACUUCUGCGUCACUGCAAGCGAAGAGCAGCCCGGAAGAGAGGUGUAGUGGCUGCCCCUGGCCCUGCCCUGCAAGAGGCUUGGAAUGAGAGCCCUCAGAGAAGCAGUCCAGGUGCUCAUCCCACGUGGGGAGCAGCUGCUGGGCCAGAGGGGAGCCUACAGGCAGGAGAGCCAGAAGGCGCACAACCAGUGGCACUUGUGGGGCCUCCGCCAGCCAAGCGCCCCAAGAAAGGCACCCCCCAAGCGCAAGCAGGCCCUGCUCACAGCCUGCCAGGCCCUGCUGCAGCACCAGUGCCAGAACAGUGCCACGCUCUGCCCUGCUUCACGCUGCCACCCAACAGCAGCCAUAUGUUGGGUGCCACUUGUGCUCCUUCGGCGCACGGUGCUCUGCCCUUUGUGGUGCCCACUUUGACAUCUGGCCCCCCUCAGCAGGAGCUCCCACAGGCCCCAGAAGCACCCCAGCUGCAGGCUCCCUGGGCCUCCCUGCCUUUCCUUCGUGCAUGUUUUGCGAUGGCCAUGACGGCAGUGGCCAAGAUGAUGCCACCGGACUGGCAGCCCUGGGCAGCUCCACACUGCCCUACGUGCACCUGCAGCCAGCACCAGGAACAUGCCAGCUGUGGGAUGGCCCCAUAGUGCAGGACCCACUGCAGGCAGCAGGACAGCAGCCUCUCCUCACUCGUUCCUAGCUUGUAGCUCAUAGGUGUAUACUUUAGGAAAUAGCAUGUUUAAUUAAGUCACCUUCUCAGUUCUCACACCCCUUUGUUCGUUUAUUUAUCUACUUAUUUAAUUG
Gallus gallus (chicken) is the source of this 1594-nucleotide messenger RNA. RefSeq names its product heat shock transcription factor, X-linked-like (gene HSFX1). Gene Ontology annotation, biological process: regulation of DNA-templated transcription. Gene Ontology annotation, molecular function: sequence-specific DNA binding; DNA-binding transcription factor activity. The transcript has 2 exons. The record is from RefSeq and is a predicted model, not a curated record. Bases 238 to 1437 code for a protein of 399 amino acids. NCBI's taxonomy places the organism in Eukaryota, Metazoa, Chordata, Aves, Galliformes, Phasianidae.